Gracilinanus agilis (Agile Gracile Mouse Opossum) is the source of this 1056-nucleotide messenger RNA. Its product is annotated as ARL14 effector protein-like. The transcript has a single exon. Lineage: Eukaryota; Metazoa; Chordata; Mammalia; Didelphimorphia; Didelphidae. The record is from RefSeq and is a predicted model, not a curated record. The coding region runs from base 1 to 594 and encodes 197 amino acids.
AUGAGCACCAACACGGAAGGCCAAGGUGACAAGGCCCAGGCCACAGAAGAGGCGGCAGCUCUCCAGGCAGCUCCUGGGGCAGCCCAGGCUGCUGCUGAGGAGGCUGCGGCUGGGGCUGGCACUGGGGCUGGCACUGGGGCUGCGGGGGCAGCCGUGAGGGAGGGGGCUCCUUUUCAGAUCCGUCAGAUGGAAGAAGAGCAGAUCCAAGCAGUGGUCCAGCAGCUGAUAGCCUUAACCGUGAGGAAGAAGGGCCUCCAGGGAGAGGGCGAGAAAGCCAAGGGCAAGGAGGCAGCGGCCGAGGCAUUCCCGGGGAGCCUGACCCCCUGGAGAAUGGACCCCCUGCUCCCCAGGCAGAAUGAAAAGGAGAAGAAAGACAAGAGGAAAUACGACCGCCAAGGCCGGCUGCUUUGCAACGGCGUCGACCUGUGCGACUGCCUGGUGGCCGAGUGCCCGGGCUGCUUCUACCCGUGCCCCAAGUGCAGCUCCCGCAAAUGUGGCGUCAAGUGUUGCUGCAACCGCCGCUGGGUGUACGGGAAGACCGAAAACGAGUGUGGCGACCUGGUCAGCGCCUUCCCCUUCGACUAUCCCGACUGAGGGCGGCCCGGCGCCCAGCCACGCUCCGCUCCCUUCCCUCUGCAGGGCCGCGCUGGCUGCCUUCUCAGUGAGGGGCUGCACUGGCUCUAGGGCCGAGGGAGCCUGCUGGGGCUGGGCAACACAAGGGGCCCUCCCGGGGGAGACCUCGCAAACCUCACCCUCCAGCAGCGCUUUGGGAGGUUCUGGCAGAGCAAGAACGAGGCACGCCUGCCCUAGCAUCCUCCCACCUUCGCUUCUCCCUAGAGUCUCUGCAUCUCUCAGCGGGGCCUUCCUGUGUUUCGUGUUGUCAUUAGCCCUUGCGGCUUCACUAGCCCGCUGUUUCUUCCCUGUCCGGUUGUGGCUCUUUGCUGUCUUUCUGGUCCUUUCCUCCCAUGUGGCAAUCUUUCGUGUCAAGCUCUAGCAGAUGAGCUGUUCAGCUUUGAGAUGGCAUCAUUUGUGUAAUAGUGUUUCAAGAAAAAAUAA